AUGAGACCAGCGUUUGCUCAAGUCGCUACAGAAAACAUCAUCAAAUUAGCAGAAUUUACCCGUCAAGUGGUGUAUAGAGCCCAACUAUUUGUGAACUACUACAUUACUGAUAACUACGAAACAACGACUGGUCACCCAUACCUUUAUGAGCAGAACUUCUGGUACAGCAUCUGCAAGCUUAUAUUAGGGAAGCGGGUCAGAAAUCGACAAUACAUGGGCAUGUCGGUCACGCUUGCCUUUGAUGACUUUAAAAGCAAAUUUCCUACAAUCGUUUACAGUCUGAAGACACAUCCCGUGAAGGGAUACAGCGAUUCGCUGGCAGCGGCCUGCGUGACACUGGCCACUACUUAUUCAAACUUUAUAGUAGAGAAUUUUGAAAAUAGGCUCAAGCACUACGCUCGAACAUGUUUGAAGCAUCUGUUCCCUGUAAGUCAUGAUCGCAUCCAUAACAACUGUAGUAGCAGAGUGUUUCACGAAGUUCUGUUUAUUUUAUGUUCUAGGAGCAUAAGAAAAGAGAAAUCGACAGAAUCGUCAACGAAUACUGCUUCAAAAAGAUAA
Molecule: messenger RNA, 558 nt
Organism: Mycotypha africana
Lineage: Eukaryota; Fungi; Mucoromycota; Mucoromycetes; Mucorales; Mycotyphaceae
Exons: 1
Coding region: 1-558 (185 amino acids)
Source: RefSeq, a predicted model, not a curated record